This is a messenger RNA of Mesorhabditis spiculigera, 279 nucleotides long. The record is from the annotation of a GenBank genome assembly. NCBI's taxonomy places the organism in Eukaryota, Metazoa, Nematoda, Chromadorea, Rhabditida, Rhabditidae.
AUGCUACAUGGCGCCCGUUACUGCGUGACGUUCAAGGGCAAAGAGGGAAUAGAAUACGCCACAGUUCGAAUCGUCUACAAAAAGCCAGAGCACGUGCCCAAAUAUGAAGCCAACGACGAGCCACGGGGCAAGAAACCGCCGACGAUCAUUGACCCGACAGAUCCAAAUUCCUACCAACAUCCUGCUGGUGAUGCUCAACCAGAAAUGCAUGACGACGGGCCUGUUUGGGACGAUGGGCUGGACUAUACUGAAGACGCUGCCGGCCCCUCGACCUCCACA